Messenger RNA from Colletotrichum chrysophilum, 1308 nucleotides. RefSeq lists its product as uncharacterized. The coding region runs from base 1 to 1308 and encodes 435 amino acids. The transcript has a single exon. The record is from RefSeq and is a predicted model, not a curated record. Lineage: Eukaryota; Fungi; Ascomycota; Sordariomycetes; Glomerellales; Glomerellaceae.
AUGAGCUCUUCAGCUUCUCACCUCCGCCAAAUCGGCAUUCACCGCAACCUGCCAACCUUUGACGACUCGCUCAAAGAACUUACGGCCAUCAUCACCGGCGCCAAUGGCAUCUCUGGCUUCAACACCAUGAGGGCUCUCCUUGACAGCCCCAAGCGCUGGAAGACCAUUUACUGCCUCUCUCGCAAGCCUCCACCGGAGGAGAUGAUGGCUCUUCUGUCCCCUGAAGCCCAGUCCCGCAUCGAAAUUGUCACCUGUGACUUCCUGCAGGAUCCUGCCUCGAUCGCCAAGAGCAUGACCCAAGCUGGUGUUCGGGCCGACCACAUCUUCUUCUACUCCUACAUUCACAAGGAUUGGUCUCAAGCGGAAGCCCUCGUUGAAAGCAAUGUCCAACUCCUCAAGAACUUCCUCGAGGCCCUGGAGCUCGCCGAGAUCAAGCCCAGCCGGUUCGUUCUUCAGACCGGCGGCAAAAACUACGGUGUGCACAUUGGUCGUGUGCGAACCCCGCUGUUGGAGUCUGACCCGCAGCCGCGACACCUGCAGCCCAACUUCUACUACCCUCAGGAGGACAUGUUGAAGGAGUUCUGCGCAAAGCACGGUACUUCGUGGAACAUCAUCAUGCCCACUGCUGUCAUUGGUACUUCUUCGAACGCAUCGAUGAAUACCUUUUGGUCUUUCGCUGUCUACGCUGCCAUUCAAGCACGCAAGGGAGAGUCCCUUGCAUUCGGGGGAGACUGGGAGCAGUGGCAGUAUGAGUACUACCACUGCUCUGCCCGCAUGACUGGCUACCUCAGCGAGUGGGCGGCCCUCGAACAGGGUUGCGCGAACCAGGCGUUUAACACUCAAGACGGUGGUCCUUUCACCUGGGAGCGUUUCUUUGCCGAGCUGGCUCGCUGGUUUGGUGCGAAGGGUGUGGUGCCGCCCCCUGAUGACGAGUCAGGACUCAAGACAGUCGAAGGCAGGUCGGGCAAGAAGACCCCUUUGGGCUACGGACCCCCGCUGUCAUACAAGUCCAGCUUCACUCUUCGGGACUGGGCUGCCGACAAGAAGAAUGUAGAGACCUGGCAUGCGAUCAUGAAGGAGUCUGGAGGCAAGAUCACUCAUGAUCCCUUCAAAGACCCGGAUACUUUCUUUAUGGGAGACUUUGCUUAUCUCAGGUUCGGAAGCGUGUCCUUGAACAAGGCCAGAAGAUUUGGAUGGACCGGGUUUCUUGACACCAUGGAGAGUAUCUUUGAGUCUUAUCAGGAGAUGGAAAAGCUGGGCAUGUUGCCAAGCAUGCAGGUCGAUGCUGCCCAGCCACUCGGCUGCUAG